Messenger RNA from Hevea brasiliensis (rubber tree), 1671 nucleotides. RefSeq names its product gallate 1-beta-glucosyltransferase 84A24. The record is from RefSeq and is a predicted model, not a curated record. The coding region runs from base 105 to 1568 and encodes 487 amino acids. The transcript has a single exon. NCBI's taxonomy places the organism in Eukaryota, Viridiplantae, Streptophyta, Magnoliopsida, Malpighiales, Euphorbiaceae. Gene Ontology annotation, molecular function: UDP-glycosyltransferase activity.
GCUCCUGCGAACCACACUCUGAAUUUUAUCAUCAAUCUAUUCUCUCUCUCUCUCUCUGUCUCUCUCUCUAGCAAAGCAGAGUUGAACCCAGCUAAGGAGAAACGAUGGUAUUUUACUCUCCUGAUCAUGUCCUUCUUUUUUCUUUCCCUGCUCAAGGCCAUGUAAACCCUUUGCUUAGACUUGGAAAGCGUCUUGCGUCUAAGGGCAUGCUUGUCACCUUCUCUACAACUGAAGGCGUCGGAAAACAUAUGAGGAACGCCAACGACAUCACCGAUGAGCUUGUACCUCUUGGUGAUGGGUUUAUCAGGUUCGAAUUCUUUGAAGAUGGAUGGGAAGAAAACGAUCCUAGACGCCAAGACCUUGACCAAUUCUUAUCUCAACUUGAGCUUGUUGGGAAACAAGUGAUUCCUCAGAUGGCAAAGAAACAUUCAGAGCAAGGUCACCCAGUUUCAUGCAUCAUCAGCAAUCCUUUCAUUCCCUGGGUUUCUGAUGCGGCUGCAAGUCUUGGUAUUCCGUCUGCAAUGCUUUGGAUUCAAUCAUGUGCUUCUUUCGCUGCAUAUUACCAUUACUCUCAACGUCUUGUGCCUUUCCCUAGUGAGGAGAACCCAGAGAUCGAUGUUCAGUUGCCUUGUAUGCCUCUUUUGAAAUAUGAUGAAGUACCUAGCUUCUUACAUCCUUCAACUCCUUAUCCUUUCUUGGGGAGGGCAAUUUUGGGCCAGUUCAAGAAUAUUGAUAAGCCUUUCUGCAUCUUGAUGGAAACAUUUCAGGAACUAGAGCAUGAUCUCAUCGAGUACAUGUCCAAGCUUUACAAUAUCAUGCCUGUUGGUCCGUUGUUUAAGGACCCUAAUGCUCCAACAACAACAAUCCAGGGAGAUUUCUUGAAGGCCGAUGAUUGCAUCGGAUGGCUCGACUCCAAGCCACUAUCAUCAGUUGUUUAUGUUUCUCUUGGUAGUAUCGUGACCUUAAAGCAAGAACAAUUUAACGAGCUUGCUUAUGGGCUAUUGAACUCUGGUGUCUCAUUCUUGUGGGUUUUUAGACCGCCUCCUAAAAAUUCAGUCUUUGAACCUGUUGAUAUCCCAGAUGGGUUCUUGGAAAAAGUAGGAGAAAAAGGAAAAGUAGUAAUGUGGAGUCCACAAGAGAGGGUUCUAGUUCACCCAUCAGUUGUAUGCUUUGUUACCCACUGUGGAUGGAACUCAUCAAUGGAAGCACUCACCUCCAGCAUGCCGGUGGUGGCUUUCCCUCAAUGGGGUGAUCAAGUGACUGAUGCCAAGUACUUGAUCGACGUCUUUAAGGUUGGUGUCAGAAUGUGCCGUGGAGAGGCUGAAAACAAGUUGAUUACACGAGAUGAGGUGGAGAAAUGCCUGCUCGAGGCAACCGUAGGGCCCAAGGCGGCAGAGCUAAAGCAGAAUGCCUUAAAAUGGAAGGCAGCUGCGGAGGCCGCUGUGGCUGAGUGUGGUUCCUCCUACAGGAAUAUAGAAAUUUUUGUGAAGGAGGUGAGGAGGAGAAGCGUUGAGAUGACUAGCAAGUCAAGCAACCUUAAUGGAAUUGUGGAAGAAAUAAGAGUUUAAGACGGUCUCUAGUCUAUUAUCUAUUUGGAUUUUUCUUUUUUAAAUUCGAUUCCCCGUGAAUCAAGAAUAAGAAUAAAUGAUGAAACUUAUUUAUUAAAUCUCA